Fulvia fulva is the source of this 957-nucleotide messenger RNA. RefSeq lists its product as uncharacterized. Lineage: Eukaryota; Fungi; Ascomycota; Dothideomycetes; Mycosphaerellales; Mycosphaerellaceae. The transcript has 2 exons. Gene Ontology annotation, molecular function: protein binding. Bases 1 to 957 code for a protein of 318 amino acids. The record is from RefSeq and is a predicted model, not a curated record.
AUGGCGCCACGAAAGAAGAGUAACCGAACGACCGCUUCGAAAGUGCCGACCUCCAGGAAGCAUGCUGUUCAGAAGUCGACACCGAGGAAGAAACCCUCGGGCGCGAAGAACACUGCAGCGUCGACCAGGGCGACCAGAUCUACCAGGACUCCGGCAGUCCUAGCCACUACACGAACCACCCGCUAUCAAGCUGUCAACGCAGCACGAAAUGCAGUCCUGAACACGACAGAACUCCUCGAACACAUCCUCAUCCACCUCCCAGCGGACUCCAUCCUCGCCGCGCAACGUGUAAGCAAAACGUUCAAGAACGUCAUCCAGGGCUCCAUCCUCAUCGCCCAACAAAUCGACUUCGCUCGCGACUCGCCGCGAAACCGUCCCGGCAAGGUCGAAAGCUGGCAACCCGACUCCGCCACACACCCCAACUCAACAACCUUCGAGCCCUGGGACAACUCAAGCUUCACCACCGCCGCAAGACUCACCGUUCGAGACCUAAACACCUGCGUCUUCAAAUCCAGUCCGGACCCCGAGCGACGAACGAACCACUACAACUUCCUCUCAAGGACUGUGCCCAAUGGUGAAACCUUCUACUUCAAAUCAAAGAACAUGUCCCCCGCCAUCUUGAGAAGCAUGCGCCUCCAACCCCAAUCCUGGGACGAUUUCUGGAUCACCGCACGACACCCGACCUGGCGGCAACCUCUCGUGAUCAACAUGGCGAUCCGGAUCGGCAUCAAUGAGCCGGGGAUGCGCGUUUAUGGGUUGCCUGAUGGCGUGAAGUUGAGGGAUAAGGUGAAGGAGUUGGAGGGGAAGUAUGGGAAGAGUGCGAGGGUGACGGAGCUCUCGAUCAAAAUGCCAGGAACUAUUUUUCCGAGCCAGGAGGAGCGAGACCUUGUGGCGAGGCUUGUAGAGGAGCGGGAAAGGUUGGCUGCGGAAGCUGCUGAGGAGGAAGAUGAUGUGUGA